Ascochyta rabiei is the source of this 222-nucleotide messenger RNA. RefSeq lists its product as uncharacterized. NCBI's taxonomy places the organism in Eukaryota, Fungi, Ascomycota, Dothideomycetes, Pleosporales, Didymellaceae. The transcript has a single exon. Bases 1 to 222 code for a protein of 73 amino acids. The record is from RefSeq and is a predicted model, not a curated record.
AUGAUGCGAUCUCUGAAAAGUUUCAGUCAUGAACAGGCAGAAGUAGGGAGGUUGCCCAGGAUACGUCGAAUUACGACAGGUUUUACUUAUGGUCCUAUGUCAGUUCGCACUUGCUCAAGUACGCGUAUCUACUUAGUGCCAAUGGUUCCUGUCUUUCUGAGGCUAAUAGAAACCCUAUCCUUGUUAAAGACAGUAAGACGCUUUGAAGUAACGCCCCCUUGA